Molecule: messenger RNA, 2684 nt
Organism: Coregonus clupeaformis (lake whitefish)
Lineage: Eukaryota; Metazoa; Chordata; Actinopteri; Salmoniformes; Salmonidae
Exons: 4
Coding region: 174-1682 (502 amino acids)
Source: RefSeq, a predicted model, not a curated record
UUCAGUCGAGGUCCAAUGAAUGAACGGGGUGUUGUAUGUAGAGAGAGCACAGUAGCCUAACCUAAUAAAUCGAAGCACCACUUUAUCUCGAGCAAGACUGAGUGUCAUCAUUCUCACUGUCUCACCGUCUCCUGUGUACGUGCGUAUAUCUCCAGGGAACAAAGGUUUCCAAAAUGACUAAGCGCAAAUCAAAGACUGCCGCCAACUUAAAUCCGGAGCACGAGGACAACUCUUUCUUAAUAGAAUCCCAUCCAGUGUCCAAGUCGCGAGGAAGAGUAAAUCAAGUUGCGCUGCCAUGCAUGUUGUUCCUUAUUGUCGGGAUUGGAGGGGCCGCCUGGGGCUGGUUUUGCCUGCAACAGCAACAAUCCAUUGAUCAGCUAUCAGAAACGUUUAGUGCCAUGCAAAUAAGAAUCACCAAGUUCCAGCAGCAGAUGGGGUUGAGAGAUACACAGAUGCGCACAGGAGGUCUGAUCGAGGAGAGGAUACUGGCUUUGGAGGCAGCUCAGAAACAGGCCCAGCAGAAGGUGGAGAUUACCCUGGCAACGUCAGAGCAGUUGAAGAGCAUCGACCUCAAAUCCCAGGUGUGGGCGCUCCACAAUGAGAUGAACACCAGGCUGGCUGAGUUCCAGCAGGUAGCCGUCUCCUCCGCAGCCCUGCAGGCCAUGAUAAAGAACAAGAGCAACGACUUGGAGUCGGUCAAGGAGAGCGUGGCGGCCAUUUCGAGCUCCAACUCGGCGCUAGCGGUGAGCGUGUCGGGGCUCACCAGCAUGGUGGACAACAUCAAAUCCAGGCUGGACAAGCAGGUGUCCACGGUGGACGGCUUGCCGUCACAGCUGGAGGGACAGGUCACUGAGCAGAGGGAACUAAGAGAGUUUCUGAGUCUUCACAGGGUAGUGCUACAUAACAACCACCAGGAAGUGGGUGAAAUCAAGGAGUUGCUGGAGGCAUGGCAGGCCAAGAAGGCCUGGGCUCUGGAGCAGCAGCUGCAGUUAGUGACCAGGACCCUGGAUGAGCAGCACAUCAGCUCCCAGCGCCUGCACUCCCACCUCAAGAAGCAGCUGGAGGCUGUCCACAGCCAGCUGGUGAAUGGUGGUCCACUCAGCCAAGAGGAAGUAGACUCAGAGGCUGAAGAGGCCUCGGAAAUGGCGGAAGAGGAGCAGGAGGUAACAGAGGAAGAACCUGCUCAGGAGGAGGUAGAGGAGGACGUUACUGAGGAGGCAGUGGAACAGGAAGCUGAAGAUGGGGUCGUUACUGAGGAGGCAGUGGAACAGGACGCUGAGGAGGAGGGUGUUACUGAGGAAGAGAUGGAACAGGAAGCUGAGGAGGAGGACGUUACUGAGGGAGCAGUGAAACAGGAAGCUGAGGAGGAGGAAGUUACUGAGGAAGCAGUGGAACAGGAAGCUGAAGAGGAGGAAAUGGAGCAGGAGGAGUCAGUGAAAGAGGAAGUGACCGAAGAGCCAGAAGAAUGGCUAGUUGCCGUGGAGUCAUUGGAAGACGGUGUCACAGAAGAGCAACUGGAGGAGGAGGAGGAACAGCCAAAGGAAGAGCCAGAGGAAGAGGAGGAGGAGAUUGGGGAGGAGGAGGAGGAGGAGCAGCCAAAGGAAGAGCCAGAGGAAGAGGAGGAGGAGAUUGAUGAUGACGAUGACUUCCCAGAGGACUGGUCUCCUGAGGAGCAAUGGUAGGAGGAGGAGAAGGUUUAGGCACUUGUUGCUGACUCUGGUAUGGCUAGAGCAGACAUUUUUGCAAUUGAAACUUUACUGUAUUGAAAGAAAUGGAGGGCACUCAAUCAACAUGAGGCGUGGUGCAACAACAAAAAUGUGAUCAUCAUUGAAAAGGGCGCAACACCAUUAAAAACAUAUUAUUUUAUUUAAGCAACUAUUAAAAGCCUGACAAAAUUAAGACAUAGGGGCUUAUAUGUACAUGUCCAUUCCCUCUGUAUAACAUUUCUGAUGAAAGUCAUUGAUGAAGGCCGAAAUGUCAAGUUUUUAAUAGUUGCUUGAAUAACAUAAUAAUACAGUAUGUCUUUAAUGGUGAGCAAGCGAACGUUUCCUUUUUAAUUAAUCACACUUUACUUCAUUGCCAAAAAUAAAAUUACAUUUGACUAAAAUGGUGAGGUCUUAUGGAAAUAUUGAAGAUAUAUUUCUAAAGAGAAAGACACAUGCUUAUGGAGGAUCCAGGCCUCAAGACCCACACCCACGGGAAUACUUCUGUUAAAAAUAAAGACUGUGUCAGUGCCAACUGUUAACAGUAGUCUGUACCUAAGGAAGCAGUCUGAGGUUUUCACUUCUCUUCUUAUAUAUGAAUUUCGGACAUCAGUUUUUAAGAUGAGGGACAAAAGCUACUUUCCCAUUUGUUGGCAAACCCACAGAAGGUCCAAACACUUACCAGCUUGGUUAUGAACUUAUUUGAUAAUGUUUCAGUUGUAAAGGUCCUUACUAAAAAGUUGUCAAUCAAAAUGUGUGUGAUUAUUUGGUUUUGAUUGAUAUAAAUACAUUUUCUUAACUGUCCAUAUUAUUGACCUAGCCUACAUGCAGUAGCUGGUAUUAUUUAAAGAUCUAUGGGACCUCUUUUUAUUUCUGAAAAAAAUCAUCAUGUUAUAGAUGUGACAUUUUCAAACCUGCAAAGUGCAUCGCAAAUGUCAUUGAUGUACUUUUGUAAUAAAAAAGUUUCUACAUUUUUCUUUA